This is a messenger RNA of Linum trigynum, 4358 nucleotides long. The record is from the annotation of a GenBank genome assembly. Lineage: Eukaryota; Viridiplantae; Streptophyta; Magnoliopsida; Malpighiales; Linaceae.
GUUUUGGAAGCUCCAGAGAUUUCAAACACAGCCACAGUUGGUACCUGUUUUUUUGUCAGCAGAAUGGUGGCUUUUGCAUAAUCCUUCAAGAGAGAGAUCGAGGUCCAUAUUCCUUAAUCCAAAAGACACUUUAAUAACUGAUAUAUAAACAGGUUGAUAAAACCUUGCCUUUGGUUCUUCGUUGUUAAGUACAGUUCGUAUUCUUCUUUGGUUGCUUCUUGCUAGGUUUUUAAUGAAUUUUAUUUGUUGGAUAGAUUGUUUCCUUAUGAUUGUUGUCUUCUUGAUUUCACCUUUAGCGAGUUGUAUUAUUGACAAUUUGAUAAUCAGGAUUGUUAUUGGCUAUGAUGAGGGAACCAUUAUGGUCAAAAUUGGUCGAGAAGAACCAGUGGCCAGUAUGGACAAUAGUGGAAAGAUUAUAUGGGCCAAACACAAUGAAAUCCAGACUGUAAACAUUAAGAGUGUGGGCGCUGAUUUUGAGGUUUGGACUGACUUCAUUAUACAUUGCCAAUAUAUUGUCUACUGGAAGUUGAUUUGCUUGGUGUGGCCAUAAUACUUUGUGUUUUCUUCCCCCAUACCUGUCUCUUCACUAGGUUACUGAUGGAGAGCGAUUACCUCUGGCAGUCAAGGAGUUGGGAACAUGUGAUCUUUAUCCACAAGUGAGUUAGGAUUCAUACUUGUUCCUCUGCUGUUCUUAUGUAGUAAGAACUUAAGGUGCCUGUAAUAUCGAGAUUCUGCAACUAGAGGAACGAACUUAUGUUUGAUCUAGUUAUCUGGAUUGAUGCAUAACUUAUGAAAUCAGUUAUAAGAAGACAUUGAAAAGCACAGCUGUCCUAACUCCUAAGCAUAGGAAAAGGUUGAUAAGUAGCCAGUCUUUCUCAGGUUCAAUCUGUGGGAGUGGCGAAGUUAUCAACCAUUAUUCUAACUUCACUAUUUCGUAAUUAAUUCAUUUUUCUGGCAGUGCUUGCAUUCACUUAUUAUUUUGUACUCAAUUUUCUGCAGAGCUUAAAGCACAAUCCCAAUGGUAGAUUUGUUGUUGUUUGUGGAGAUGGUGAGUAUAUUAUAUAUACAGCUUUAGCAUGGAGAAACAGAUCAUUUGGUUCUGCCUUGGAAUUUGUUUGGUCUGCGGAGGGUGAAUGUGCUGUCAGAGAAAGUACAUCAAAGAUUAAGAUCUUCAGUAAAAAUUUCCAGGUAAGCCCUGUUAAGUAUUUCAGCUCAAUUGUAUGCAUAUUUGAAUGGGGCGUCACAAGUCGCCUAAUUCUGUGAUUGCCAUUGAAAAUAAUAUCGACUUCCUUGGUUGACUGUCUUGUUUCUUUGGGGGAUAAUGUCUUCUACUUUAUUUUUUAUGAGUUGCUUGUUUGUGCAAGCACUGUGUCCUAGCACCCAACUAUUGCAUUUGUUAUUGGAUACAGGUCGACAUUUGUUUUAGUGCCAUUGCCAACUUUAUUCAUGCUAUUAUGUUACUUGUGGUGUUCUCUGUUGUAAAUUUGUAACGCUUAUGGGCUAGCAUAUAUUGUGCUAGAUUCCGAUUUUGUGAUUUCAUGUGUUGAGGACAUGUAAGUUCUGUGAACUAAAAAAGAGGUGCUCAUUCAGGAAAAGAAGAGUGUGAGGCCAACCUUUUCAGCUGAGCGAAUUUUUGGAGGCACUCUAUUGGCUAUGUGCGCGAAUGAUUUCAUCUGCUUUUACGACUGGGCUGAAUGCAGGCUAAUUAGGAGAAUCGAUGUCACUGUUAAAAAUCUUUAUUGGGCUGACAGUGGUGAUCUAGUGACUAUUGCAAGUGACACGUCGUUUUACAUCCUCAAAUACAGUCGUGAUGUAGUUUCAUCUUAUCUAGAAGGUGGAAGAGGAGUAGAUGAAGAAGGUGUUGAAGAAGCCUUUGAGCUUCUACAUGAAACCAACGAGCGUGUACGGACUGGACUUUGGGUGGGGGAUUGUUUCAUUUACAACAACUCUUCCUGGAGGCUCAAUUACUGUGUUGGGGGAGAGGUAACCACCAUGUACCAUUUGGACCGCCCCAUGUACUUGUUAGGUUAUCUUGCUAGCCAAAGUCGGGUGUAUCUUAUUGAUAAAGAAUUCAACGUUAUUGGAUACACUUUACUUCUCAGCUUGAUUGAGUACAAGACUCUUGUCAUGCGCGGUGACUUAGAAAGGGCCAAUGAAAUCUUACCGUCAAUUCCUAAAGAUCAGUACAAUAAUGUUGCACGCUUUUUGGAAUCACGAGGCAUGGUGGAACAUGCUCUGGAUGUAGCCACUGAUCCUGAUUACAGAUUUGAGCUAGCCAUACAGCUUGGUAGAUUAGAAGUUGCACAGGAAAUCGCAUCAGAGGUGCAGAGUGAGUUGAAGUGGAAGCAGUUGGGAGAAUUGGCUAUGUCUAAUGGCAAGUUGGAAAUGGCUGAAGAGUGCAUGAGGCGGGCAAUGGACUUGAGUGGACUAUUGUUGCUCUAUUCUUCUCUAGGAGAUGCGGAUGGGAUUUCGAAACUUGCGGCUCUAGCAAAAGAACAGGGAAAGAAGAAUGUUGCUUUCUUGUGCUUGUUCAUGUUGGGUAAAUUAGAAGAGUGCCUGCAGCUAUUAGUGGAAAGUAAUCGGAUACCCGAAGCUGCUUUAAUGGCUCGCUCUUAUCUUCCGAGCAAGGUUUCAGAGAUUGUUGCUAUCUGGAGAAAAGACCUCAGCAAAGUCAAUUCAAAAGCUGCAGAAUCCUUGGCGGAUCCGGAGGAAUAUCCAAAUCUGUUUGAGGAUUGGCAAGUUGCAUUGUCUGUGGAAUCGAAAUUCGGCGACAUACGGGGUGUUUACGCUCCGGCAGAAGACUAUAUAAACCAUGUUGAUAAACCUAACGUUACACUUGUGGAGGCUUUUAGAAACAUGCAGAUUGACGAGCGUCUUGAAAAUGGAGAGUACGAGCACGAGGUUGGUGAAGAGCAGAUAGAGGAAGAACACAACACCACCACGGAGGCAGCAACUGGAGAAGGAAGCCAACAUGAAGAGGCAGUUGUGGUGGAUGCUGAUUCCAUGGACGGUGGAGUACUCGUUAAUGGGAAUGAGGCCGAGGAACAGUGGGUACUUACACCACACGAAUAGGUGCCCAUCAACAACAAUCAUAUGUUCUGAUAGUAGCAUUCUCACUAUUAAAAGGUAAGAGACUCCUGUCCUCGAACGAUGCCCUCUGAAGCGAAAAAUUGGGGAAUGCUCUUUGCUUGAAUGAUUAUGGUCUCAGUGGCUGCAUAAAAUGGAACUAUUACGCGAAAUCUUAAUUGUCAUAAGCCCCACAGGGGAAUAUGAUUUGGUAGCUAGCUUGUGAGAUGAAUCAGUCGUGCUGAGUCUUGAAACGUGAUUGCUUGUCAUAUUGGUGCAAAACCGUAGGGGUCGUUUGGUAAGCACGUAAUGUAGAAUUCAUGUAUUUGAAGAAUUCAUGUAUAUUGUAGGUUGAGUUGUGAGAACUUGUGUAAUAUUAGAUGCAUUGUUUGGCUUGCAUUAGUUCAUGGUAGAACCCACAUAAUUUGGCAUGAAAUCUCAAAUACUUUGGGUAAACCCAAAGCAUUUGAGAUAUCAUGGUCACAUGAAUUCUAGAAUUACAUGGUGCACCAAUAUCAUGAUAUCUGUCCAAAAAUGAAACAAGAAAAAUAGUGAAAUCACAGAUAUCAUGUAUCAUGUAAUCUUGAAAUCUGGGUAAAUUUGAACCUUGGGCGUGCAGAAUAUAAUCUUUUUCUUUAUGGUGUGUUCUUCUGAUCUUCUCCAGGUUUGUUUCCAGAUUUGCUUGGAAGAGCCGACUGUCAUUAGAUGCUGGUUGUUACAGUUGAGGCGGCUUGGCUCGUAAUUACUUCGAAUUUUGAUAAUAGGCAACAUUUAUAGUAAUCAAACAAGAUUCAUAGCUUAGUUGCCCCCCGUUUUCUCCCUUCGAUUUUUCAUGUAGUUGUGUCCUAGGGUAUUCUUUGCUGAGGCUUCUAUAUGUCAGUUGUGCCAUUGUGAAUGUAGAAAAAGAUGGAGACAAAUUAUUUUAUUUUCCAUAUAUUUUUUUCCCUGUGAUCUCUUUGCUCCUGCCCUGAUGACUGGUUUUAUAGAAAUUCCUGGGUGUAUGCUUCUUUUCUUCUUCCAGUUAAAUGGUUGUUGAGGCAGUUUUGAUAUGCUGAGAACUUUUACUGGUGUCUCUAUGUUUUGAGAACUGGCGUAAUUUGAUCUUUAUGGUUCAACGUAGAAAAUUUUUAUCUACCCAUUCCUAAUGGAAAAUUCGCUGUUCCAGCAGAAAGUAGUUAUGUAGGGAAGGGCAGAUGAGCCAUAACAUCCUCGCAGUUGCAGACCUGAAACAUGAAAACAAACACAGUCCGCAAGUGCACAACAAUCACAGGACAUAAAAGUACAACUUUAGA